Molecule: messenger RNA, 4643 nt
Organism: Brassica rapa (field mustard)
Lineage: Eukaryota; Viridiplantae; Streptophyta; Magnoliopsida; Brassicales; Brassicaceae
Product: receptor protein-tyrosine kinase CEPR1
Biological process (GO): protein phosphorylation
Molecular function (GO): ATP binding; receptor serine/threonine kinase binding; protein kinase activity
Source: RefSeq, a predicted model, not a curated record
AUUCUUUUAGUAGUUCGAAUGUUCUGUCUAAGCCUUUGUCUUCUUGUUGUAGGUCAUGCAUCAGCUCUAUUACUUUAGAGAGGGGAUGAGUGUUGAGUUCCAGGCUGCCGGCCAUGAAGAAAUGGAUGUGUUGAACUAUUAGUUGUUGGAAAAGAAAGACAAGUGUCUUGCCAAAGUGAAGGAGAUUCGUGAUCUCAAGCAGAUGAUCAAAACUCAUUAUAACACUGAAAUCAUGGCGGUUAUGGAGGCGCCAUGUUAAGGCGGGAGAAGGAAGAUUUGGAAGAGGAGAUUGCCGGUCUAAAAUCGGUAGCUGAAACGUUUUUCAAUAAGAUGGUUAUGGCGGUUAAUGGUGUCAACGAUAUUAUAGAACUUUUAAAAUUUUGAUUAAGUGUUUUAGUAGGCACUGAGUAGGGCUGGGCAUCAUUACUCGAUACUCGCCUUAUACUCGUGACUUGACCCGUAUUCGCCUUGAAAAACCGAGUACUUGCCGUUAGCAAGAGAAGUAAUAAGUCAAAAAAAUUUACUACUUGCAAGGACAAGGCAAGUAUCAAAUAUCGUUUUAUUUUUUGGUACUUGCCUCGUUACUCGUUACUUAUUACUCGUUCUAUAAAAUACUUGUUACUUGCAAAAAAAUUUUGGAACAUUGAAAUAAAAUGGAGGAACAAAAUAGAAGAACAUUGAGUUUGAUAUGGUCUUUCAAUAUUUUGAACGCUUAUUUUCAUUUUUGUCUAUUUAUUUGAAAAUUUGUGUAACUUUUGGAAAUUAAAAAUUUAGAAUAUGUAUUUUUUUUUGUAUGUAAUCAAGAGACAAUUACUUGGUUUAGCAAGUAACAAGGCAAGGCAAAUUACUUGCAAGUAUCAAUUUUUUUCCAAGUACUUGUUAAAACAAAUACUUGUUUCAAGCAAGUCAAAUAUCAAGUCGUAAAAAAAAUUACUCGGACAAGACAAGUCAAAUAGCAAGUAACCAAGAAUUGGCAAGUACUUACCUUGCCUUGUGCCCACCCCUAGCACUGAGUCCCUUUUGUUUACAAUUUACUAAUUUAAUGUUUUUUAACACUGACUAUAUUAUAGCAAUCGCUCAUGGAAGGCUGUGAGCGAUGUCUAUCCGAGAAGAAAAAAACUCAAGCAAAAAAAAAUAUGUCGAGACAAGAGCGAGGUUCUUGGACAGGUGAUCGUGCACUCUUUAGUAUCAGAUUCAGUGAUAUUUCAACUCUUCUUUUGUGAUAAAAACAAGAAAUUAAAGUAAAGCUUCGGAGGUAUAAAGUUGGCUACAUACACCUCUACAUUAUUCUCCAUAAUAAGUUAGUGGGUAUAAUCAUAAAGCUUCUUUAUCUAAAGGAAACAUAUCUAUUCUCCCUUUCUUCAAUUAUAUUUAUUUAAAAAUCUAUCUUUUUCGUAAAAUCCAUCUAUCUGAUUCUGAUCGUAUACAGAAAAACUUGAACCCGUCUUUCGUUUUUAUAAGGUCGCAUUAAUUUCAGUCCUUCAACUCGUAAGCUCUUUUUAUUUCCCCUCAUUUAUCCUCCCAGACCCAAAAGUUCUCUCUUUCUUGCGUCCUAAGUUUGCUCCUGCUGCUUACUUUAGAGCUUUUCCUGAAAUGCUUUUCAGACUUUUCCCAGUUUUUGUUCUUCUCAUAUUUUGCUUCAACAGCAACCAAUCAUGGGGCUUGAUGACUUCCAACCAACAAUCACAAUUCUUCAAGCUUAUGAAAAACUCUCUUUCCAGCGAUGCUUUGUCCUCUUGGAAUCUUUCUGACGCCGUGACUUCUUACUACUGUAACUUCACGGGCGUAAGGUGCGACGGUCAAGGACUUGUCACCGAUCUUGAUCUUUCCGGUUUGUCACUCUCCGGGAUUUUUCCUGAUGGGAUUUGCUCUUUCCUCCCAAACCUUCGUGUUCUUCGUCUCUCUCGCAACCAUCUGAAUAGAAGCAGCAGCUUCCUCAACGACAUCCCUGACUGUUCUCUUCUUCAGGAGCUGAACAUGAGCUCUCUCUAUCUCACAGCCACACUCCCUGAUUUCUCACCGAUGAAAUCUCUGAGAGUCAUCGACAUGUCUUGGAACCACUUCACCGGUAGCUUCCCACUCUCGAUAUUCAAUCUCACCGAUUUACAGUAUCUCAAUUUCAACGAGAACCCUGAGUUCGAUCUCUGGACUCUACCGUAUUAUGUGUCCAAACUCACGAAGCUCACACACAUGCUCCUGAUGACGUGUAUGCUCCACGGUAACAUCCCAAGAUCCAUUGGGGAUAUGACUUCCCUUGUUGAUCUCGAACUAAGUGGAAAUUUCCUCUCCGGCGAGAUUCCAAAAGAAAUCGGGAAUCUUUCCAACCUGAGGCAGCUUGAGUUGUACUAUAACUAUCACUUAACCGGCAGUAUACCUGACGAAAUCGGUAAUCUCAAAAAUCUCACGGACUUGGAUAUUUCCGUCAGCAAGUUAACCGGAAGAAUACCGGAAUCAAUAUGCAGUCUUCCAAAACUCCGAGUGCUUCAGCUUUACAACAACAGCUUAACCGGUGAGAUUCCCAAGUCGCUUGGUAACUCAAGAACCUUAAAGAUCUUGUCUCUCUACGACAACUACUUGACCGGUGAGCUCCCGCCAAAUCUCGGGUCUUCCUCGCCUAUGAUCGCUCUUGAUGUUUCGGAAAAUCGCCUCUCUGGUCCACUUCCGAGCCAAGUUUGCAAAUCCGGUAAGCUUUUGUACUUUCUUGUACUACAAAACCGGUUCUCUGGCUCGAUCCCUGCGACUUAUGGGAGGUGCAAGACUCUUAUCCGGUUCCGUGUUGCGAGCAACCGCCUCGUGGGAACUAUACCCCAAGAAGUCACGUCUCUACCUCAUGUCUCCAUCAUCGACUUGGCUUACAACUUCUUAUCGGGUCCAAUACCUAAUUCCAUCGGAAACGCUUGGAAUUUGUCAGAGCUGUUUAUGCAGGGUAAUAAAAUCUCCGGUGUUAUACCUUCCGAAAUAUCCCAUGCCACAAAUCUUGUGAAGCUUGAUCUCAGCAACAAUCAACUGACUGGUCCAAUACCUUCAGAGAUUGGAAGACUCCGACGACUAAACUUGCUUGUUCUGCAAGGAAACCACCUUGAUUCAUCAAUCCCUGAGUCGUUCUCGAAUCUGAAAUCACUCAACGUCCUUGAUCUCUCAAGUAAUCAUCUCACCGGAAGAAUCCCUGAAGACCUUUCCGAGUUGCUCCCAACCUCAAUCAAUUUUUCGAGCAACCAACUAUCUGGUCCCAUCCCUGCCUCGCUGAUAAGAGGAGGUCUUGUGGAAAGCUUUUCAGAUAACCCUAAUCUCUGUGUUCCACCUAACUCCGGUUCCUCGGAUUUGAAUUUUAAAAUGUGUCAAGUGGCUCCAAGUAAGAAGAAGUUGAGCUCGGUCUGGGCAGUUCUUGUCUCAGUCUUCAUUCUCCUCCUCGGAGGCAUCAUGGUUUACUUGAGACAACGGAUGAGUAAAAAUAGACCAGUGAUAGAACAAGACGAGACCUUAGCAUCUUCUUUCUUCUCCUACGACGUCAAGAGUUUCCACCGCAUAAAUUUCGACCAAAGAGAGAUUCUCGAAGCUCUUGUGGACAAGAACAUCGUGGGUCACGGUGGUUCGGGUACUGUCUAUAGGGUACAGCUUAAAUCCGGAGAAGUAGUUGCGGUGAAGAAACUAUGGAGCCAAAGCAGCAAAGACUCAGCUUCAGAAGACACAUUGCAUUUGAACAAGGAGUUGAAAACCGAAGUUGAGACGCUCGGGAGCAUUCGCCAUAAGAACAUCGUCAAGCUCUUCAGCUAUUUCUCAAGUUUGGAUUGUAGUCUUUUGGUGUAUGAGUACAUGCCAAAUGGUAACUUAUGGGACGCUCUUCACAAAGGCUUUGUUCAUCUAGAAUGGUCUACUCGUCAUAAGAUCGCAGUUGGUGUCGCUCAGGGAUUGGCUUAUCUUCACCAUGACCUCUCGCCGCCAAUCAUUCAUCGCGACAUCAAAUCCACAAACAUCUUAUUAGAUGUAAACUAUCAGCCUAAAGUCGCAGACUUUGGCAUUGCAAAGGUGUUGCAGGCUAGAGGAAAAGAUUCAACCACAACCGUUAUCGCUGGCACUUACGGUUACUUGGCCCCAGAAUAUGCGUACUCCUCCAAAGCAACGACCAAAUGCGACGUGUACAGUUUCGGGGUGAUGCUAAUGGAGCUUAUAACGGGGAAGAAACCUGUAGACUCGUGUUUCGGAGAGAACAAGAACAUAGUGAAUUGGGUGUCAACAAAGAUUGACACAAAAGAAGGAUUGAUUGAGACACUAGACAAGAGAUUAUCGGAAUCAUCAAAAGCCGACAUGAUCAAUGCCUUGCGUGUGGCUAUCCGUUGUACGAGCAGAACUCCCACAAUCCGCCCCUCCAUGAACGAAGUUGUCCAGCUUCUGAUUGAUGCAGCGCCUCAAGAGGGACUUGACAUGGCCUCUAAAUCCAGAACCAAGAUUAAGGAUGCAAUAUUAUCUGAUAAUCCUACUCAAACGAGACUUUAGUCAUGCUUUCUUGAUGAAGAGGUGUAGCAACAAUUCCUAUAACUUCUAAACAUACCCAGUAUUUAUCAUAGAUAAAAUUGCCUAUAUUAUCCUUCUAUGUAUUUAACAAAUAUCCUUAAAAGACUUUGGGUUAUUUCCUCUUUUGCUUC